AUGCAGCGUCCAGCCCAAAAACCACGACUCUUAACCCAAUUUGAGUUUGACACGAUGUGGGAUCCGGAUCCUAAUACGCUACGACUGGGUAUCCUUCUGUCCUUGAAUCUCCCCUCGACACAACGGGAGGCAACCAUGGUACGGAGCGCCAUCUCGACGAUCCGGAUGGCCGUCAAUGAGGUCAAUGAGGAGAAGAUCAUUCCUGGGCUGAACAUGUCGAUCUUAAUCCGGGAUAGUCAGAGCCCGAGCCUUUACACGUCCACUGGAGGAGCUGCAGCUAUCUCGGCUGCAGGAAGGUUGAUUAGCGCCAAGGUAGGCGGAGUCAUUGGCGAUAUCAAGUCGGACCUGACAAAGUACGAGGCAUUGAUGACCUCGAGUGUACUAAUCCCACAGUGUUCCUUUGCUUCAGGCAGUGCGUCAUUGUCAGAUCAAGCCACCUACCCAUCCUUUUACCGCACAAUCCCAACGAUCAUCGUCUUGGUGGAUGCGAUUCUGGAAGUUGUCAGAAGACGGGAGUACUUUUCGGCGCGUGCACGGAAACUGGGAAUCUACAUUCUUGCAUAUCAGCCCUUGACGACUGCCGGAGUACCAUUCGAUCCGACCUACACGUUUGUCAAGAACCGGAUCCAAUCGUCUCAAUCCCGGAUCCAGGUUGUCAUUGCUGCAGGAGACAGUCAGUUCGCACUUCUUCACGAAAUGAAAGAGGCAGGCUUCUUCGGUCCAGACUACGCAUGGGUGACAGGAAACGAGAUUUCUUCACAGCUUCGACAGGAUCCGGAUGUCAAGGCGUAUGACGGACUCAUUAUGAUUGACAACGGAUGGGAGCUCUCAGGAUAUGCACCCUAUGACGAGUUUUUGUCUAAAUGGCUGCGACUUAAUCCUCUUGAUUACCCUGGUGCAGGAAACCCAAACUUGGAGAACAAUGAAGGGAUGGCGUACAGCUGUGUGAUGAUGCUAGCAAAUGCAUACAGAGACCUGAUCGAAAAGGCUGUCCCAGAUCCAGCAAACCGCAACGCACAGAAUCCAUUGAUUCAGCAGAUCAUUGCAGGAGACCAUGCAGCAAAUGUCAAUGGAUUCUAUAAUCAAACGACUUACAGAGGGCCUUCAGGACCUAUCACUCUCGACCAAAACGGUGACAGGAAGGAAGGAUACUUUAUGACGUUCAGCAUGCAGGACGGUCAUUCUGUUCUCUUUGCGACCAGUUUCAUUGGAAACUACACCUUCAUCAGGGAGCCGCACUUUAAGGAUGGCCACCCAAAGCCUCCGAGCGACGCACCACCAUGGGCGAUCCAGAAUCCGCGAUGGGAUAAUGCCAGUGGAAUUGUCCUUGGCACACUGUGCAUCAUUGGAAUCGUGUUGACGAUCAUCUCGGGAGUGCUGGUCGUUUAUUUUCGAGACAACAUUGUCAUUAAGGCAUCCAGUCCUACAUUCUGCCUAUGCGAGUUGCUGGGGAUCUUGCUGAUUAUGAUCUGGUGCGCGCUGCAUAUUGGUAUCCCAGACAUGGCUAUGUGCAUCGUACAGAAUUUUAUUCUGCCUAUCGGAGUGACCCUUCUUGUUGGGUCCUUGACAAUCAAGAACUACAGGAUCUAUCGCAUCUUCAACUCGGUCACAGUGAUGAACCAGGCGUUUCAGACCCGACUUUUGCUCCGCUGGAUGGCCCUGGCGCUGUUCCUCUGCGUAGUGCCCAUGAUUGUCGAGGUGAGUAUCGAUGCUCCCCGACCCGAGAUGAUCAACAUUCGAUCUAUCCAGUGGAUUCGCUGUCGCGGGUCCAUGACGCAGGUGUGGUGGGUUUUAUCGUCAUCGAUCAUCCCGGCCAUCUUGGUUUUCUUUGGAGUCUUCCUUGCCUUCAAGACCCGCAAUGUUGUCUUUUUGUGGAACGAGGCAAAACAGAUCUCGCUUGUUCUUUAG
This is a messenger RNA of Linnemannia hyalina, 1908 nucleotides long. NCBI's taxonomy places the organism in Eukaryota, Fungi, Mortierellomycota, Mortierellomycetes, Mortierellales, Mortierellaceae. The record is from the annotation of a GenBank genome assembly.